GUUUACAUUGGAAUUGGAAUUGCACUCAACAAACAGAAUGUUGUUGUUUAUUUUAUUUGGGAGACACAUAUAUUUACUUAUACUAUGAUUUUAAAAUAGAAGACUGAACCUAUUCAAAACAACAAAGUUGUAAGGACAUACAGCACGAGCAUAAUUCAAAUUAUGAGAAGCACGUUGUAGGGUUUGGGAAUAAAAUUGUAAUAUGGGAGAAAAAUAAGAUAUAAUAAUAAAAAAUAACACAAAUAUGAUUACUAUUUAAAAAGAGCCCAUUCAGAGAAAUGUGGUAAAAUAAACAAUCUGUGGUCAUAAUAAAACCUAAUUUAUUCAUACAAAAAAGUUUUUGGUGCUUACAAACAAAAUAUUCAUGUUUUAUUUUUCCCUAUGUCCCUUUUGGAUCCAUAAAUUAAGAGCAGCAGGUUCUAACUCAGUCCAGACCAGAGGUACACAAAUAUAAAUCUUAAAGGCCCACAAAGAAUUUUAGUCGCAGUUCUAUUUAUUGAGGUCGAUCAGAUAACAUGCCAUUAUGCCAUAAUAUUUGAAGCAGCUUUUUUCCAUUCAAAACAACAACAUAAAUAGAACUUAAAAUGUAAUGUACUUUUGUUCCAUAGAUAAAACCUAUAUUUAAUUUGACCAAAUUAAGACUAAUGUCCAUCAUCUUAAAUCUCAUCUCUGAAGAGAAAUUCAUUUCCAAGCUUCAUUUAGACAUUUAUUGAAGUAUUUUCAAUCUACAUUAAUUAAUAACAUCAAUCUAAUCUUUACAGACAAGAUAGCGCACAUGCGGUUCUUUUCAGCAUACACAAGAGGUCAGUAUUAAUCUGUUUUCCAACAAGACCUGAGAGGUGAAGUUAGGCGUGAAAGGCCAUUGAAGGGACAAAGUCAUAAAGAUUGAUAUGCCUGUAAACAGGCUGAUAAGAUUAAAGGAGUUCCACUUUCAGCAGGCUGCUUUUUACAAUUUAUUCUCACUUCAAUCAAUGACAAUUUGCCUACCGCUGGUCAAUGUACAUUAAUGUGGCAAAAUAUGUGAAAAGGCACCAGUGUAAUAUGAGAAGACCUGACUGUGCUCCUUGGAGACAAUGCCAAGAAAACCUUCAGAUGCUGAUAACAGUUUUCUUGGAAGUAGCUGUUACACGCCGUGACUCCUCCUCAAUGAUGACCAUGUGAUCGAGGUAAAUCUCAUCCCACCAUGAGAGGAAGGACAACUUGUAUAUUCUCACCUUUCAGGGAGCAGAGUGCAAGAUUAGUAGGCUAUCAAAGAGAGGCGGAGAGAAAUUUCAAAACUAAAGGGGUUGUGUGCUGAAAAUUCCAAUCGCGAAUACAACAGAUUGCAAUGCUGGAAAUACAGAAUAGAGAACACACAGAGAUGGUGUCUGACCGGGAACAAUGCAAAAAAAUAUCUCAUUCCAUUGAGGAGAUUCUUAAAAAGCCCUCUUGCACCAGAGAAAAGGAAAAGGUUCAUCGCAACUGGUCUGUCAUCAAGGAGAACACCAGGAUAUCAAAACAGCUGGUAGACGAAGAAGGUCCAGAUAUCAAGCGACGUGAAGAGUCUCCAAAAUCCACUGCAGACUGCAUUAGUGGGAGAAAAAAAAGACAAAGCAGGGUCACUUUUACACCGUCCCAAGUGCAGGCAAUGGAGAAGGUCUUCCAGCAGACGCACUACCCAGAUGUUAACACCAGAGAGCAGCUGGCCUCAUGUCUGCUUCUCAGUGAGGGUCGCAUACAGAUUUGGUUUCAGAACCGUCGGGCCAGAUGGAGGAAGACUGAAACACAGAAAGAUAUUCAGCAACCGGACGGACAGCAUACGCACUCGCCCAAUAAUUGCCAGUUAUUUUACGAGAAACCACGGCUGGAGGCAAUGUGUUGGCCGCCAUGUUGCUCGCAGGAGUCGUUGCAUUCAAGAUUGCUCCUCACAGUAAAUUCACCUCCCAGUAUGCUGAGCAACAUACAUUUCACACAUCACAUGUAUUUUAACCCUAUGAUAGCGACCUCUAUUCUUGCAAAUGAUGACACGACUGGAUUGUGACAGUAACAUCACUUUUCUUAUUCAGGACUUUUUGGUUAGUAACAAAACUCAUUUCCAACUUGAUGUGCUUGCCUUGUAUGUACAAUAAAUGUCCUCUUUAAAGAAUAGACAAUGUAGCCUUAAGUUGUGUGUGUCUAUUACAGAUCACACAUCAAGGCUACAACAUUAUUUUAUUUUGUACUGAAUUAUUGUUUAGAAGAUAUGUUAUUUUUAUAACACCACAUUCCUUUGUCUGAGAUAAGAUUAUGUGCCGCCUGUGAGUGUUCAUCAGUUUGACUUUCUAACUGCUGGCCUUUAUCUUAAUUUGUACUUGUAAACUGAGGUUGCUCACAGGUCAGAUGGAUGAGUUGGAAAAAUGUGAAUGUGCAACUGUGCAACCCAAUAAAAUCUAUGGCAACGAAAAACAA
This is a messenger RNA of Syngnathus typhle (broad-nosed pipefish), 2427 nucleotides long. Its product is annotated as ALX homeobox protein 1. The record is from RefSeq and is a predicted model, not a curated record. Gene Ontology annotation, molecular function: RNA polymerase II transcription regulatory region sequence-specific DNA binding; DNA-binding transcription factor activity, RNA polymerase II-specific. The transcript is spliced from 5 exons. NCBI's taxonomy places the organism in Eukaryota, Metazoa, Chordata, Actinopteri, Syngnathiformes, Syngnathidae. Gene Ontology annotation, biological process: regulation of transcription by RNA polymerase II. Bases 1328 to 2020 code for a protein of 230 amino acids.